This is a messenger RNA of Microtus ochrogaster (prairie vole), 1053 nucleotides long. RefSeq lists its product as uncharacterized. Bases 1 to 1053 code for a protein of 350 amino acids. The transcript has 8 exons. The record is from RefSeq and is a predicted model, not a curated record. Lineage: Eukaryota; Metazoa; Chordata; Mammalia; Rodentia; Cricetidae.
AUGACGACUGUCCUCCGACGCCGCCGCGCCGGUCGCGGGCGCCAGGGUCACCGGGCAGCGAUGGAAGGAGCGGUGGCACUGUCGCCAGUGGAGCGAGGAGGGGGGCUGUACACAGCGAGAUUGGGGUGCGCAGGGAUCAGCGGAGGGACAGCUCCCAGGGGCGUUCGUUGUGAGUGGGCGGGAAAUGUGAAGGGAAUUGGCCGGCAGGAACGGUGGGGCCGCCGCCCAGUCGCCUACCAGGAAGACUUAGCCGAGGGCAAGAUGAUGGUGUUGGGAGAAGAAUCUGCUGAAGUGGAGGCGAUACAAAUUGGAGAUGAGACGAGCAAGUGUGCCAUUGUCCUGGUGUUCUAUGAUGAUGAACCUGUGGACUUUAUUACUGAGCUCAAGCUCUACAUGAACAGAGUGGUCCAGGACUUCACAACAUGCAUCAGCAUGGUCAUGGGGGAUUUUCCAGGUCAUGUCCUUCCUGGAACACUUUUCUUUGUCAUAAGUCUUUGGUGGAGUAUAAAGCACAUUCUGGAGCAUGUUUGUCGACAGCAAAAGAGGUCUUCCUCCCUUAUUACCAAGGAAUUCUUCUUUCGAGCAGAAAUUGUGGAAGGAAUUGUGAUUACUGGCGUGGUAUUAGUAGCUUUUAUUUUCCACAAUCACACACAUGGCCGGACCUUGGUGGACACCUUUGGGCACCAACUGUUGAGCUUCGCUAUAUUUUUGGCAGGUCUGGUUGCCUUUAUAGAAUUAUUCACAAAGAACAAUGUAGUUCUGGCACUCCUGAGAUCGAGCUUUAUCAUGCUGCAUGGGCUGUGGUUCUUUCAGGUUGCUUUUGUCCUGUUUCCCAGAAAUAAAGACCAUGCAUGGGACCUGUCUGAUCAUAGCAACGUUCUGUUUUUCACUGUAUGCUUUUGUUUGUAUUAUGCGUUGACCUAUGUCAUCAUUGGAAUUAAUUAUGCUCUUGUUACCUGGUUGGUGAAGUGGAGACUUAGCAAGCUCUGCACCUCAGAAACUCAACUUCUGAAAAAUCUUGAACAGCAAGAAGAAUCAGAAGAUGAAAUGUGA